Nerophis ophidion (straightnose pipefish) is the source of this 1539-nucleotide messenger RNA. RefSeq names its product phospholipase A2 inhibitor gamma subunit B-like. Bases 261 to 893 code for a protein of 210 amino acids. The record is from RefSeq and is a predicted model, not a curated record. Lineage: Eukaryota; Metazoa; Chordata; Actinopteri; Syngnathiformes; Syngnathidae. The transcript is spliced from 5 exons.
AAAUAUAGUUAAAAUACUGUAACUGGGCUUCCUCUAGGUCUAAGAUGUGUAUAUUUGACAGUUGUCACUCCAAGUGCCUUGAAUUUUCCUUUGUUUGCAUAGGUUGCAUGCUAGUUUGUGAAAUGUGCAGAACUCUUCUUGUGGAGAUACUUUUUUUCAAUAAGGAAGAGGACUGUAGGAGUGGUCAAUGGAUGAAACACCCCUUCCUUUAUGGCUUAAAGAUGAACCAGAGCCACUGUAAAAAAUAUUGAGCUUCCCACAUGGACAACAUGCAUCACCUCCUGCUAUUCUUUGGGAUGUUUCUCCUCCCUAAAGUUGACACUCUGAAGUGUUAUGAGUGUGCAGCAGGAAGCUCAGGCUCCUGCAUUGAUGCGACUAAAGAGUGCCCUUCGCUGGCGGAUCGCUGUGGUGCACUUCGACUUAUCGUAUAUCAUGACGAUGCUGUGAUUGCAGAUAUCAAAGGAAAAAGCUGCACUUCCGCUGUUCACUGUGCAAAUGCCUCUGUCAAUUUUGGAGAGAGCAGAACUUUACUCACCAACAAAUGUUGCACCACUGACCUCUGCAACACGCUACCUGCACCUGAUGUCAGUAAGUCCAGGUCCAAUGGUAAUAAAUGUUUCAGCUGUAACGGGCUGCACUGCGACACCUCUUUAGACUGUCUAGGCAACGAGCACUAUUGCAUCUCAGCGACUUUGGAUGUCAAUGGCCAGAGAAGAACCAUGAAAGGUUGUGCCUCCAAGCAAAUGUGCUCCAACAAUCAACACGUGUCCGCACUCAUAGGAGCAAAGGUCACCUGCUGUGAUUGCGACUACUGCAACAGUGCUGGUCAUACACCAAGAGCUGCCCUUCUAAUAUUGCUCACACCACUCCUGUCUUUGGCGAUGUUAUCUUAACACAGUUCUUCUCAAAUAGUAUGACGAAACCCCCUCGGGGGGGGGGGGGGGGGGGGGGGGGGCGUGGGUGCGGUGCGAUACCAGGGAUAGCCCGUGUGCCCCCGGGGAAAAUGUUUUAUCAGUAUCAUGCAGAAACACGCUUCAAAACCUGCUUUGAAAAGCUGUGCAUUACAAUACAUGCCCAUUGUAGCCGUUAGUCCUGACUUCCUCUUUUUGUUUUAAAUAAAUUGGCACACAUUGUUUUAUCUAUUUUUGUUUUGUAGGUUAAAGAGAGUGGGGGUGUGUAAAGGUUUUUUUCUUCAAAGGUUUUUUUCUUCAUAGGAGAGGUGUAACAGAAAAUAAUUGAGAACUGCCUUAACCCCUCUAACCAAUGAGCUUUAAGAGGUAGUCCCCUGAAAUUAUUUUCACUUCACUUCACAGGUGUGGUUGAAGCUCAUCGAGAGAAUGCCAAGAGUGUGCAAAAAAGUAAUCAGAGCAAAGGGUGGCUGUUUUGAAGAAACUAGAAUAUGAAACAUGUUUUCAGUUAUUUCACCUUUUUUUUGUUAAGUACAUAACUCCACCUGGGUUUAUUCUUAGUUUUAAUGCCUUCAGUGACAAUCUAUAAUGUAAAUAGUCAUGAAAAUAAAGAAAACACAUUGAAUGAGAA